AUGAAAUUACCAAGUAUUUUUUUUAGCUGCCUCCUUUUAUUCACCUGUGUUACUUGCUUACCUGUUUAUAACAAAAGGGAACGGUAUCUAAUCCAGCUUAAAGAUCCCGAUUCUGUAGAAAUUCUAUGUUUGCAGGAUGACUCUGUGACUUCGUUUUCCCAUUUACGUAAAGAAAUAAAAAAAGUUUUUUCCUUUGGAAAAUUUGAAGGAUUUGUUGGAGAAUUUUCCAAAGAUAUUAUUGAUAGAAUAGCAAGGAAUCCGUUGGUGGAAAAAAUCACACAAGAUUUUGCUAUUCAAGCCUUCGACAAAGUAAUAUAUCAGGAAGAUGCACCCUCUCAUUUAGUGCGGCUUUCACAAAAAGCACCGGUUGAAGAAGUAACUGAUACUACGUAUUACUAUGGAGAGGAAUCACAAGGACAAGACGUCACUGUUUACAUAGUUGAUACAGGGGUGUUUGUUGAGCAUCCGGAUUUUGAAGGUCGUGCAACACUGGGCCCCAACUUCUCAACAGACAAGAGCAACAUCGACUACAUUGGACAUGGAACCCAUGUUGCAGGAAUUGUUGGAUCGAAAACCUACGGUGUAGCCAAAAAAGUGAAUAUCCAUUCAGUGAAAGUUUUGGAUAGACUGGGUCAAGGGUCAUUAUCUUCUGUCAUUGCUGGUUUAGAAUAUGCUGUCAAACACUCGGAAAACAUUGGCAACAAGGGCGUAGUUAACUUAUCCCUAGGAGCAGCAAAGAGUGCAAUUUUAGAUUCCGCCGUAAAAGCAGCAUACGAUGCUGGAUUAUUGGUGGUAGCAGCAGCAGGUAAUAACAAUAGGAAUGCUUGUCAGACUUCCCCGGCAGGUUCAACCUACACAUUAACUGUUGGAGCAAUUGAUGAUAAGAGCGAUACAAUUGCAAGUUUCUCUAAUUUUGGUUCUUGUGUAGAUAUAUUUGCUUCCGGAGUUGAAGUACAUAGUUUAAAUGUCGAUAAAGAUGACAAUGAUGAGCAAGUUCUAAGUGGUACAUCUAUGGCUAGCCCGAGUGUGGCAGGUUUGGCAGCGACAAUGCUUGAACAGGGUGUACCUCCUGAACGGAUUAAAGAAGAAAUGCUAAACAUUGCUAUCUGGAAUGCAAUUCCACAUUCCGAUAUAAAAUUGAAAAGCAGUACACAUAAUACCAUUGUUUAUAAUGGUUUCGGUCGUGAUGUUACUAGGGUAACAGCUAGUUGA
Messenger RNA from Pichia kudriavzevii, 1212 nucleotides. RefSeq lists its product as uncharacterized. Lineage: Eukaryota; Fungi; Ascomycota; Pichiomycetes; Pichiales; Pichiaceae. Gene Ontology annotation, molecular function: serine-type endopeptidase activity. Gene Ontology annotation, biological process: proteolysis. Bases 1 to 1212 code for a protein of 403 amino acids. The transcript has a single exon. The record is from RefSeq and is a predicted model, not a curated record.